AUGAACGAAACGUUCAGCGAUGCCAUCGGCAAGUACAUAGAAGUGUAUAUGGAUGAUCUGGUGAUUAUGAGCAAAGAAGAAGGCACGAUGCUGGCUAACAUCCAAAAGACUUUCAACACGCUGCGCAGCGUAAGUAUCAAAUUGAAUCCAGCAAAGUGCUCAUUCGGUAUGGAAGAAGGGAAAUUCUUAGGCUUCAUUGUCACAAAAGAUGGUUUCAAGGUAAAUCCAGAAAAAGUCCAAGCAAUUGAAAGGAUGCCUUCCCCAUCAGACAUCAAAGAAAUGCAAAAAUUAGCAGGACGUUUAGCUGCACUCAAUCGUUUCCUAGCUAAUCACGCUGCAAAAUCCUUUCCCUUCAUCAAGACAUUGCGCAACUGCAUGAAGAAAAGCCAAUUUCAAUGGACUCCGGAAGCAGAGAGUGGAUUCCGCGAGAUGAAAGAUUGCCUCAUCAAGCUGCCAACAUUAACCGCACCAAACAAAGGAGAGCCCUUGGUACUAUAUCUAUCAGCUUCUGAUAAGGCAGUAGGAGCAGUGUUACUUGUCGAUCGUCAAGGUACUCAAACACCAGUCUACUAUGUGUCGCGAACCUUGACCGACCCAGAAACUCGAUACGCCAUCAUGGAGAAACUAGUCCUCGCGCUGAUUCAUGCUUCAAGACGGCUGUGCAGGUACUUCGGCAACCACGUUAUCCAUGUGCUAACAAAUUACAACAUUGGCAACAUCCUCGCAAGGCCAGAAAUAUCAGGAAGACUAGCCAAAUGGGCAAUAGAGCUAGGAGGCCACAAUGUGGUUUUCAGACCACGGCCAUUAAUCAAAGGCCAAGUCUUGGCAGAUUUUAUGACAGAAGUUCCAGAUGACAAAGAUAGAGAAUGUAAAGCAAUGGAAAAAGCUGAGAAAAAGCAAACAGAAGAGCCAUGGUUGUUAUACACCGACGGCGCGUCUAACGAAGACGGAGCAGGCGCAGGGCUAAGGUUGGUAAGCCCCGACAAACAUGAAUUCACGUACGCCAUACGCCUGGAUUUUAAAAGCACAAACAACGAAGCCGAGUAUGAAGCUUUCCUGGCUGUCUUACGAUUGGCGAUCAAAAUGGGGGUCCGACACAUCGAAGCGCAUGUGGACUCCAUGCUAGUAGCAGGGCAAAUCAACGGCCAAUACGAAGCCAAGGGGGAUGUUACGGCACUCUAUCUCAGCCAAGCAAAAACAUUGCUACAAACCUUCUAUUCCUACAAGGUGCACCACAUAAACAGAUGCGAGAACAAGCCAGCAGACGCGCUGAGUAAACUCGCAUCAACAAGUUUUCUACACCUAGCAAAGGAUGUGCGCAUAGAAGUUUUGAGCAACCCAUCAGUUCCACUCAGAGAAGUAAGCGUCAUCCAAACAGGGACAACUUCUUGGAUGACCCCAAUAAUCAUGUACCUUCAGUCUGGGAUUCUCCCGGAAAACAAAGCGGAGGCAAGAAAAAUCCAAUACAAGGCCGAGCAUUACCAGAUGGCAGACGGAAUUUUAUAUAGGAAGUCAUACCUAGGCCCGUCGCUAAGAUGCGUAGAUGCCGAAGACGCAAACUACUUAAUCCGGGAAGUUCAUGAAGGAAUUUGUGGUAUUCAUGCCGGGCUUCGAAUGGUGGUGGCAAAAGUGAUGAACGCCGGGUACUACUGGCCCGAGAUGCAUUUAGAUGCUGUGAAAGAGUUGAGGAAGUGCAAUGGAUGCCAGAGACAUGCGCCCAAGACCAUGCGCCCCAAAAAUGAACUAGUACCAGUCACAACCGCAUGGCCCUUUCAACAAUGGGGCAUAGACAUGGUAGGUCCUUUCCCGGAAGCACCAGGGGAGGUCAAAUUCAUAAUAGUCGCAGUCGACUAUUUCACCAAGUGGGUAGAGGCGAAAGCACUUGCAUCAACCACAUCAACAGUCGUCAAGCGAUUCAUAUGGGAGCAAAUCAUAUGCCGUUUUGGCCUACCUCUCAGAACCAUCACCGAUAACGGAACUAACUUCGCAGCAGACGACCUCGAACGAUGGUUCAAAGAACUACACAUCGAACACACCUUCUCUUCGGUUGCGCACCCGCAAGGGAACGGUCAAGUAGAGGCAGUCAACAAAAGUAUCGUUGAUGGUAUCAAAGCAAGCUUAGGCGAGAAAAGAAGAGGAUGGGUAGACGAACUGCCCAGCAUAUUGUGGGCCCAUAGGACAAUGCUGAAGACAAGCAACGGUGAGACACUGUUCAGCUUAGUCUACGGGUCUGAAGCAGUCAUUCCAGCAGAAAUCGGAGUCCGAGUCUGCACUUUCAAUCCGGGAGAUCACGUCCUAAGAGACAAUGAAGCUUCCAAUGCAGAAAAACCCGGAAAACUGGCUCCCAAAUGGGAAGGCCCAUAUGUCAUCGAUGCAGUGCUCGGCAAGGGAGCUUACAAACUACGCACCAUCAACGACAAAGAGGUUCUGCGAACCUGGAACGCUCAGCAACUCAGAAAGUGCUACAUGUAA
Helianthus annuus (common sunflower) is the source of this 2472-nucleotide messenger RNA. Its product is annotated as protein NYNRIN-like. Gene Ontology annotation, biological process: DNA integration. The transcript has 2 exons. The coding region runs from base 1 to 2472 and encodes 823 amino acids. NCBI's taxonomy places the organism in Eukaryota, Viridiplantae, Streptophyta, Magnoliopsida, Asterales, Asteraceae. The record is from RefSeq and is a predicted model, not a curated record. Gene Ontology annotation, molecular function: nucleic acid binding; RNA-DNA hybrid ribonuclease activity.